This is a messenger RNA of Drosophila arizonae, 1523 nucleotides long. It is a transcript of the gene NimB4, whose product is annotated as Nimrod B4. The record is from RefSeq and is a predicted model, not a curated record. NCBI's taxonomy places the organism in Eukaryota, Metazoa, Arthropoda, Insecta, Diptera, Drosophilidae.
GUUGCCGCUGUUGCGACUGUUGCUGCCACACAGUAAACAAUUGAGACUUGAACGCAGCUGUGUCGCCAGAGCAGAGCACUGCUUGGCAUCGCAAACAGGAAACAAGGAAAUCGGGAAAUGCCUUCGACCAGGCUGCUGCGCUCUGUCGCCCUGCAGGCAUGCCUGCUGUUGAUCUACAUUUGCCUGCUGCAGGCGAUCGAGCUGCAGCUGCACGAGCAACAGUUGCAGCAACAACUGCUAGAUGAGCAGCUGCGCUUGCAUCAGCAGCAACAGUUGCUGAAGCAACAGCGCGAACAGCAGCUACAGCAGCGCCGCUACUCGUCGACCACAUCGACGCGCAAACCCUAUAUCAUACCGCAGGGCCUGUCGCUGCCCCAACGAGGCGUUUAUCCAGAAAAAUGCCUCCGGGAAGUGCCAGCUGUUUUCUUUCAGUACGACAAAGAGCUGAAGAUCGUGGGCAAUAGCUCGACCAAUCCGUACUUCAAUGUCAUCGAGGUCUGCUGCAAGGGCUGGCGGCGAUACGAGUACGAUUGGUCCAGAUGUGUGCCGGAUUGUGGAGAGCGUUGCAGGGAGAAUGGCUUCUGUUUGCCCGGUGGCCGGUGCCAGUGCUUCUCGGACUUCGUGCUCAACUAUCGCAACGAGUGUGUGCCCACCUGUCCGCUGGGCUGCCCGCAUGGCCAGUGCUACUUGAAUGGCACCUGUCGCUGCGAGCGAGGCUACGAGCUGGAUGGCUCGAAGCGCUUCUGCCAGCCGCAGUGUAACACCACCUGCGGCCACAACGAGAUCUGCCUGGAGCCGGGCAAAUGCGUCUGCGCCGAGGGCUAUGCGCGAGGCCUCAGGGAGUCGAAUGCCCUGGGCUGCCAGCCCAUGUGCAUUCCCGACUGUGGCUACGGCCACUGCGUGGCACCCAAUCAAUGCGAAUGCUUUCCGGGCUAUCAUAAGCGCAUGAAUCGCAGCUCCUGCGAAAUCAAUUGCUAUAUGCGCUGCGAGAACGGCUUCUGUGCGAACCAAACGACCUGCGUGUGCCAGAAUGGAUACCGUUACGAUCACAAUACGACCAGCUGUUUGCCGGACUGUGGGGACGACUGCCGUAACGGGGUCUGCGUCUCGCCGGGCAACUGUCGCUGCUUCAAUGGCUAUGUGCGCAAUCGCGAGCGAUGCGAUGCCGUGUGUGAUCGCGGCUGCGGCUUCUACGGCCGUUGCAUAGCGCCAAAUGUUUGCGGCUGUGCGAUCGUUGCAGGCCCCGAGGAGAGCUAUCAACGGUGCGAGAACGGGUAUUGCAAUGCGGAAGGUCAUUGCCGUUGCCUGGAGGGCAAGACGCGAUUCAUAGACAAAUGCAUGUCGCCGGAUACGGUGACCACCUACGCCUCCAUCAAUCCGCUGCGAGUGAAUGCGUCGCUGAUGCACGAGUUCCAGCUGCUGCUGGGCAGACACUUUAUACUGGGCUCUCCCGACAUGCUGGAGACCAACAGAUGGUGGGACUAGUAACAUAUAUAUAAAUAUAUAUGCAUACAUAUGCUGAA